AUGUUUGUUUCAACCGCCAUCAAAGCCGCCUUUCUUCUGGCCGUUUCCAUGCCCGUCCAAGCUUGGAACAGACUGGACAAGGACAACGCUGCGCUGCUUGUGAUCGACCACCAAGUCGGCCUUGCCCAGUUGGUUCGCGACUAUGGCACCAAUGAUUUCCGCAAUAACAUGCUCGCCCAUUCAGCCAUCGGCAACGUCCGAAUGGUCUCUUUGCUCAAGGAAAUCAUGGAAAUGCACCCAAAUGCCACCUUCGUCCGGCGCCAAGGCGAAGUCAAUGCAUGGGACAACGCUGAUUUCCGUGCUGCUGUCAAGGCCACGGGCAAGAAGCAGCUGAUUAUUGGCGGUAUUGUGACUGAAGUCUGCACCUCGUUUCUGGCCCUUUCUCUCAUUGACGAAGGCUACGAGGUAUUUGCGAACACUGACGCCAGUGGAACCUUUGACCUUCGUCUCGCCGAGGAUGCCAAUCGUCGCAUGGAGAAGGCGGGAGUUACCCUGAUGGGGCUCUUCGGUAUUGUUUGCGACUUGAUGCGAGACUGGCGCUCUAAGCCUGGACUUAAUGAAUUGUUGCCGUUCCUCGACAAGUACCAAUUUGCCUAUGGCUUGGUUGCCCGUCACCAUGCCGGGUCCAUCCAGAAUGGAACGUUGUAUCCGGUUGAGUUGGAAUUGAUUUGA
This is a messenger RNA of Penicillium chermesinum, 672 nucleotides long. Its product is annotated as putative isochorismatase family hydrolase. The record is from RefSeq and is a predicted model, not a curated record. Lineage: Eukaryota; Fungi; Ascomycota; Eurotiomycetes; Eurotiales; Aspergillaceae. The transcript is spliced from 5 exons. The coding region runs from base 1 to 672 and encodes 223 amino acids.